Messenger RNA from Micropterus dolomieu (smallmouth bass), 2325 nucleotides. It is a transcript of the gene nkiras1, whose product is annotated as NFKB inhibitor interacting Ras-like 1. The record is from RefSeq and is a predicted model, not a curated record. Gene Ontology annotation, biological process: canonical NF-kappaB signal transduction. Gene Ontology annotation, molecular function: GTP binding; GTPase activity. The transcript is spliced from 3 exons. The coding region runs from base 380 to 958 and encodes 192 amino acids. Lineage: Eukaryota; Metazoa; Chordata; Actinopteri; Centrarchiformes; Centrarchidae.
GGCCGCGCACGCGCAGUGACUGACUGAGCCUUAUCAGUGCUAGCAGAGCAGUAUGGAUGCUCUGGUUGUGAUGCUACAUUUAAAGCCUUGCUAGACAGCUAGUUAUUCACCUGAUUCAAGUAAGUGACUCUACCCGAAUGUGCCAGUGAUAUACAAAGAGUGGUCCGCAUUUGGUUUGUUUGUAUGACGCGGAAUGAGUUGCUACGGCUAACGUUAGCCUGUUAUCUAGCUAGGCUAAACAACAAAACGCAGCGAACCGAAGGACAGCCGCCAAUAAACACUAAAGAAGAAGAAGGUGCGAGCCAAACCCCCGGGUUGAGUCCGAGCUGGUUUAGAGCAACUGUUGUCGCGUUUUCUGUUCAUAUAUCGCAGGCUCGAAAUGGGGAAAGGCUGUAAAGUUGUGGUGUGUGGCCAGGCAGCAGUUGGAAAAACUGCCAUAUUGGAACAGUUGCUGUACGGAAAUCACACUGUAGGCUCUGAGUCCAGUGAGACCCAGGAGGAUGUGUAUGUGGCCUCAGUGGAAACUGACCGCGGUGUGAAGGAACAGCUGAGGCUUUAUGACACCAAAGGCCUCCACGAUGGACAAGACCUCCCCAAACACUACUACUCAGUGGCAGACGGCUUUGUACUCAUCUACAGCGUUGACAGCUUGGAGUCUUUCAAGAAGGUGGACAUUCUGAAGAAGGAAAUAGACAAGUCCAGAGAUAAAAAAGAGGUGACCGUCAUAGUGCUGGGGAAUAAGACGGACUUGCGAGAGUGUCGUCAGGUGGACCAGGAGGUGGCGCAGCAGUGGGCGCGAGGCGAGAAGGUGAAGCUGUGGGAGGUCAGCGUCACCGAACGCAACUCCCUCAUCGAACCCUUCACGCAGCUGACCAGUCGCCUCACACAACCCCAGAGCAAGUCCGCCUUCCCUCUGCCGGGACGCAAGAGCAAAGGCACCCCGUCCAAUGACAUCUGAAGAUCCCCUCACUAACCUGUGCUCCUGUUAGUAGGCUGCAUUCACCUCAUGUGGGAAUAACGAGCAGGACAAAGUGGACAGGCCUUUAGUUCAGCAGCAUGACUGUUGAGGUCCGAGGUGUUGCUAUUCCUAUUUGUGAGCUUUGGGCAGAGUCAGGCUAGCUGUUUCUCUGCUUCCGGUCUUUAUGUUAACCUAGCCCAAACACAUCCCGACUCCAGCUCUGUAGUGAACACACAAACGUGAGAUUGAUGGUGCCAAAGAAAGCAAAUACGCAUAUUUAAUGUUUAACUAAUCCAAUGAGGAUGCAGGCUGUUGUGUCAACACGAAGCCUAACAGAAGUGUGAACCACAAACCAAAUCUACAUCGGUAACAUCUCCUCUCUGUACAGUGUGCUGGCAAUCCUUUUUUAUCAUGGGAACACCGCCUUUAAAAACUUAGCAUGUACAAGCACUUUAGUACCAAAGAUUUGAGACAACCAAAACACAGAUAUCGUGGAUUCACACUUUUGGAUUGUGAUUGGGAGUUGCGCUCUAUGUUCUCUGUCCUUUUCAACUGAAAUGUAUAUGCCAUUCAAACUUAAAGGAUACUUCAGAUUUUUUUCAAGUCUAUCUUAUGUUAGUACAAUUCUCACAUGCAGAUUUAAAGAGUUAUCGGUAGCUAUGGCGAUUUCCUCGUCUCUAUCCCAGGAACUACUACGAUGAUAAAAGUGAGGGACUAAACCGUCAAAUCCACUGAUAAAAGCUUGUCAGUUUCUCUCGGCUUACAUUGGAUUUGUGCCAGGAGGGGGGAUUGUACAAAAACAGAUCUGAAAGUGUCCUUCAAGCUCUGGCACCAAACCCUUGACUUUAUGUAAAUGCUGCAGUGUUAUCAAACAGGAAUCUUGUACCUGUAAUGUUAUUCCCCAUCUGAAGUGAAUGCAGCACGAGUCCUUGUCCUCUGGCAGGACUCAGCUAGCCUUCGUCCAGUCCACCUCACAUAUUAAGUAUGGCCUGGCAGCAAUAAUACUCAUGGGUACUGCCUUUACUUUUUUGUCAUGUCUGUACAGCGUUAGUUGCACUCCUGUGUCGUCCAGCCCGUAUAAUCCUUUCUAACAGUAGAAAUGAAAUAUUUAUUUUGUAACUAAUUUAUUUUUGUCACUUUAUUGAGCCACAUUCCUUGACUUUUGAAAAUGGUGAAACAAUGUGAAAGAUAAUCUGCGCUGGUUUCUGGUGUCCUUAAUGUUUCAAAGUAAUAACAUUUAAUGUGCUGCUAGUAGAACAGAGUUAGUGAGAUCAACAUUUGCACUCUGUAAUCACGCUAACCCUAAGUUAUUCUCUGCAGCUCUGUUUCAAGAUGCACUGAAUAAAAUGUAGCCUCUUCAUAUUUAA